CCUCACCUCUCGUCAUGUAUUUCCAAUUCUUGUCCAAUUCACUUCCGAAUCCCCAGUCCCAGACUCUCACGUCUUUUUCUCUUUUCUUUUUCUGGUUCCUUCCGCAGACCCCGAGCCCCCAAUCUGCCAUACCGCCUCGGCCCUCGAAUUACCUUAGUUUGUUCCCUGACGGAUACUCACAGCCUGACCAGACCAGACCCCCAGUUGCACAUCAUCCCCGUUUCUGUCACUGCCAGCUGCCAAGAAAGGAGUCGACGUACAUACAUUCGUCCCUCUGCAAGGUCCUCUGCAGUUUGUUGGACUUUUAGACUCUCCCACCUCACACGUUAGAUCCAUUCGCAUAAUCAUGCCCGCCCACCUACAGUAAUAGUUACUAGUAGUCCACCCCCCCGGCGCCAUAUCUCAGCUUUUUUUUCGCGAGACCAUUCCAAUCCGGUCCAAGUCCCAGAGGUCCUAAACCGGACCAAACCACGAGAGAAGAAGGACAGACGGUUCCCCAAACAUUAACCAAUACACGGCGUGUCCUCGCACUGACUCCUCUUUCGACAUCGAGAUUCCCAUUCCGCCUUUCUGUGCCAUCUCUCGAUUCCAUCCUGCGCCCUCGAUCUCCACGUACAUCUUCUUACCUACCCACCGCUCCAACCAUCGGAAACACAAUCAAUCACCUUAAACGCAGCAUCGCAGAGCAGUCCAGUUAGCACCUAGCAGCAGGCCACCAGACCAGACCAGCAGAGCACACCUCGGAGCCAUCGCAUCGUCAGCCGCUCGCUCGCUCGCCUUACGCCUCACUCACACCUCAAGUCGUCCUCAACGGGCCGCCUGCCUACCUUUCUUUACCGCUCCGACCUCUACGGGCCUGACCUUGCUUUCUCGUCUUGCGGCUUGCCGCAAUCUGACCAGAACUGCACGAAGCACGUUUGAAGGCACCUUCGCAGCCACAUAUCGCAGUAGCAGCAGCAGCAGCACCAGUUCCCCUUCGCUGUGCUUAAGUUCCAGUAGCUUCAGAACCAUCACAUUCGCCCGUGCCAUCAUCUCAUACACCGCACCUCGUGUGUGGUGUAGAUUGCAGGUACAUCCUGGAUCGCAUUCAAUCUCAUCCUGGUAAUUCAUCUAUUUCCUUCUACUCCCUUCUAGUCACGGCACUUGAUCGUUUGCUUCUGCCGUCCCUUAUGCCUUAUGACACUCAACGGCGGCUGCCGUAGUGGCGGCACCCUCCCAAAGUUUGGACUGCCAGGCCUAGAUUGACGAUGACACGCUUUCGGAGUAUUUUCCGGUUGACCAUCCCGCAACUUGAGGCUACUACUCCGGCCGUCUCGUCUCUGUGGCUGCGAUAGUGGCAGUCCCAUUGUCGCCGUCCAACUCCGACAAGUCAUUAUUGUCUCCUUUAUUCGUAUAGCCCUGCUGCUAUCUGCCUACUUUGCUCUUAUCUGUAUCGACCGCGUCGGGCCAAACCUUGCCUACCUACCUUACCUAUCCAGUUGACAGGACUCCGUACAGUCAGUCCCUACCUAUGGAACCUUCGUCUCCAACCCCCAAAAUCCCCAUCACCCAUCACCCCAGUCGCUGGCUGUAUCCGUCGUGCUUGCACCUCAAGGCUCAAGGCUCAAUCCCACCUUACCCUAACUCACCUUGCCUACCCUGUUCAGGCGUGCCCCGAUCAAGCCCGCAUGUUCCCAGUCACUCCCCUUCCCCGAAUCCCAACCCAGGCGUCCGUCCCUUCCAGACUCUUUUCGCUGCAGGCCUUUCCCCUUCCUGUUCAUGGCCCGGGCCCGUCAAACCCUCGCUCUAUCUCGAUCCCCCAAUACCCGACUCGCUCGCCAACCACCUGUACCCCGGUUGCAAGGUUGGCUAGGGUAGCAAAGCACACAGCGCCCGUCUGGCCUGGCAUCUCCCUGUCGGUGUUUUCUUUUCUUCUAUUUUUCUUACCGCUAGCUCACUGCCCCCCUCUCUCACCUCUGGGAAUACCCGAAUUUCACCUGCGGAUACCUACCUACCUACCUUACCUGACUAAGGUAGCGUUGCCCGCCUAAGCCUUUCCCUUCCCGCGGCACCUGGGCUUAGGUUGCGCUCACUCGCUCGCUCACCCGUGGCCUGCAAACUGCUGCUCCCGCUUCCCCCCGUGUCAUCGUCCGUUGUGUCUGUGCUUGCCGUGCGCCUUUACUUCUGCACUUGCUUCACUCCCGUCUCCGCCGUCACUAAACAGGAAUCAUUUUAGUUUCGGCAGGGGAAGACAACCAUAGAGAAGGAGGCCCGAGACGAAAAUUUCUAGAACGGACCGACUCUCUCGGCCGCACCUCAUCUUCACUCCCUCCCCCCGCGCAUUCAUGCCGCAGGGUGACGAUCGCUUCCCCCAAUCCGCCAUACGACUCCUCGCUCCCCCGUUGCCCUCGACACACCGACCCUACCACGCCCCCGGAAACAUCACCACAACCCCGACCACGGCAACGAACCCGACCACGAGGACGACGACGACCAGACCGACGACGGCGGACCCGUUCGCUACCGUUUCCACCACCGCCGCCGCGAAAUCCGAGGCUUCUACAGCCGCCGUAUCUUCUUCUUCUUCCAACACGAGCGUCAGCCACAAGCGAUCGGGUUCACAGCCGCAGUCAAGUAACCCACGUUACCAUCCCGCCUCGCCCACCUCGACGACAUUGAGCCCCGGAGGGUCAUGGACAACUCCCGACAUUAGUCGGUAUGGUUUGACGUAUAGCGACACUACUUGCGAUCCCUCAUUCGACGCCGCGUCUAAGACGCUCCUGACCCCCAGGUCGGACCCGACCUCUCCGACUAUCAGGUCGUUUACAGAAUCUACCCGUCUGUCGAGACCUUCAACGUCCAACGGGAAGCGCCUAUCCGACGACGAAAACGCACACGAACGACCAAACCCGUCACCUCUGAAGAAGGCGCGAACUCGACUGGGGCCACCGGGGCACAUCAAGCUGCCAAAACAACCAACUGCGUCAGUCAUUCUGGCUAGGCACAACCAAGGGGUCGUCUCCCCUCUGUUCUUCUCCUCAAACAACAAACGACAGAUGCCGCCUCGACCAGCUGCUCUCCCUCCCUCCGACGCUGCAGCCGUCCUGCUAGCUCGUCUGAGGGAGGACCAAGACCGCGUUCACACUGUUCGCCUACCCCGCGGAACCGUUCAUGCACAAACAUCAGCUAGAUCUGGGAGUACGCCGGGGAGCAGUAGUCUAUCUUCUGCAGACGCCACCCUAACCUCUUCAAAGAGCCCAAAUAGCCAGCAUCUUCCUCAAGGACUGCAAAUCUUGAGAGGAGUUGGCGUAAUCGAACUUUUGGAACAAGAUGAGCGUCCGACUUUCAUCAUCGAUCUCGCAAAUCCCGUCAACGCGCAAAAAUCGGGACUGCAUUUGCUAUACGCCAAUGCGGCGCUCAGGGCUUCCGUGGGUGUCUUGGAAUUGCUUUCUGUGGAGGGUGACGAUGUCAUGAAGAACCCCGACUAUAUCCACUUCAAAACGUGGGCCACGAGCUUCGUCUUAAACCAUGAAUCCCUUGACGUCUGCCUUCCUUCUCAUAGCUAUGGUGGCAUCACAUGGACAUGCUCGACCUUGCGCAAACGAUUUCGCUUCGUGAGCGGCAACGCUAGCGCCGUAUCAGCACCAGCAGACUCGCCUCCGUUAGCCGAUGAAUCAGCGGUGCUGGAACAGCGGAGCAGAGGGCCGACACCAAACCAGCCAUCAAUUGUACCCAUGGAUGACGAACCCGAUUACUUUGGUGAUAUGGAAGGGGAACCGCAUGAGCUGGACGACACACCAAUUGUCGUUGACGAUUGUGUGAUGAUAGACAGUGGUGAGAAGUACCACACCGACGAGUUCACCCAACAGGUCUUCCAAGCAGCGAUGAUGAGGCCAUCAUUUGACUGGACCCGCAUUCAAACAACCCCGGAUUUGAGUGAACAUAUCCUAUUCUGUCGCAACACCGAUUGGGCCUCCACAUCAUUGGGUCCGUUGGAGCACUGGAGUUCAGAAUUGAGGGCCAUGGCCAACAUGGUUAUGGGUAGUCCCCACCCUGCGGCCAUGUACUGGGGACGGGACAAUGUCGCCAUCUACAAUGAGGCCUACAUUGAGCUUGCCGGACAAAAGCACCCUCAACUCAUGGGCAUGCGGUAUCAGGACGCAUGGAAAGAGAUCUGGUCGGAUAUCGAGCCUUUGUUCAAUAAUGCUUGGACAAAUGGGCAGUCAAUCAUGAAGAACGACAACCAGCUAUUCAUCCUUCGACACGGAUUCCUCGAGGAGACAUUCUUUUCAUGGUCAAUCAUCCCAUUACUGGGUUCUGAUGGCCAGGUGGUCGGACUCUACAAUCCGGCUUUCGAAAAUACCCGCCGCAAGGUCAACGAACGCCGGAUGUUGACUUUGCGAGAGGUGGGCGAGAAGACAGCUGCAGCUAAGGACGUCAGAAGCUUCUGGCCGCGGGUCAAGGAAGGAUUGGAGUUCAACGACUUGGACGUACCGUUUGCCCUCAUUUACUCCGUGAAGGAAGACAAUAGUGAGAGUGAAGUAUCUUCUAUGCACUCUGGAAGCAUAGCACACCCACCAUUAUUACACCUCGAAGGCAGCUUGGGCGUUCCAGAGGGACACCCAGCUGGGCUACCCCAGCUCGACCUAAAGUCAUCAGACGAUGGCUUCGCUCCCUAUAUGCGCCAGUCUAUGACGAUGCAAGGUGCACCCAUCAUUCUCUCGUCGGAAGCUGGCAACCUGCCAGCAAAGUUGCUUGAAGGCUUGGAGUGGCGAGGCUUCGGUGACCCAAGUAAGACUAUCGUUAUCUUGCCUGUCCACCCUACCACAGCCGGUGAGUCUGUCGUUGGCUUCAUCGUCUUGGGCACCAACCCCCGUCGACCCUAUGACGAAGACUAUCAGCUUUUUAUCCAUCUCUUGUCGAGACAACUUGCGACGUCCAUGGCAUCGGUCGUACUUUUCGAAGAGGAGAUCAAACGAGGACAGAGGGCUGCUCGCUUGGCCGCGAUGGAUCGUCAAGAAUUGCAAAUGGAACUCUAUUUGAGAACACAAGAGGCAGUCGAAAGCGAAUACAAGUUCUCGCGAAUGGCAGAAUUCGCACCGGUCGGCAUGUUCAUUGCUAACGACAAGGGCCUCAUCAACUUUGCCAACGAUAUGUGGUGGCAAAUUUCGAGGCAUCCCAGAACAGAAGACAGUGUCAACACAUGGAUGCAAAGUGUGAGGGACGAGGACCGAUCGGGCGUCGAACUUGCUUGGAAGAAGCUCAUUGAAAACAAGGAAGCGAUCACCAUUGAGUUCAGGUUCAAGUGCAGCCGCCAGAACGGAAUGAACACUAUCGAUACUUGGGUCCUGAUGAGUGCUUUCCCGGAACAGACUCAAGAGGGCGACCUGAAGAGUAUCUUUGGCUGCAUCACCGAUAUUUCGCCUCAAAAAUGGGCCGAGGAUUUCCAGAAGCAACGCAGAGAAGAGGCAGUCGAGCUCAAACGCCAACAAGAAAACUUCAUCGACAUCACGAGUCACGAAAUGCGGAAUCCAUUGAGUGCGGUCCUCCAGUGUGCUGAUGAAAUCGUCAACAGUAUAACGGAGUACCGCGCUCAACCGCAGGAUCCGACACAACUCGACACCCUGUUGGAAAGCUGUACCGAAGCUGCCAGCACUAUCAACCUAUGCGCCAGCCAUCAGAAACGCAUUGUCGAUGACGUGCUUACCCUUUCGAAGCUCGACUCGCAACUUCUGCUUGUGACACCCGUCGACUCGCAUCCGGUCACGAUUGUCAAACACGUCAUCAAGAUGUUCGAGUCAGAGUUAAACACACACGAGAUCAAGCUAGACUUCUCGGUAGACAAAGCCUAUAGCACUCACGCUGUCGAUUGGGUCAAGUUGGAUCCAUCUAGGCUUAGGCAGGUUCUGAUCAACCUCAUGACCAACGCCAUCAAAUUCACCCAAGGCCGCGAGAAACGCGAAAUUACCAUGAAGAUGAGCGCAUCCAAGAAUAUCACCGAGGUUACCCAAAAAGGGGUGUCAUUUUUCCCGACUCGCAAAGAGAAGGAGGACGUUCGGGCUUUGACCCAGGAGAAGGAUUGGGGAACAGGAGAGGAAAUUAACCUCCAUUUCUCCGUCCAAGACACAGGCCCUGGUCUGCGCGAAGAUGAGAAAAAGCUACUCUUCCAGCGGUUCUCUCAGGCGUCACCCCGCACCCACGUGCAGUAUGGUGGCUCGGGACUCGGUCUCUUCAUCUCUCGCAUGCUUGCCGAACUACAGGGCGGCCAGAUUGGUGUUGUCUCCGAGAAGGGAAUAGGCAGCACUUUCGCAUUCUACGUCAAGUGUCGCAAGACGGAAUCACCUAGCCUGGAGUCGCCGUCUCUCUCGGCCCUCAACUUGGCGCAACCAGUCAAGAGCGAGCCAACUUCCGCACCAUCGACGCCUCCGCUCACAGCCCUGCCUAGAAGGGCUUCCAUCAAGAAGCCGGUGGCCCCCGCGACGCCGCUGUACGAUGUUUUGAUUGUGGAGGACAAUAUCGUUAAUCAGAGGGUUCUGCGGAAGCAACUCACAAGCUGCGGCAACACUACAUAUGUCGCUAACCACGGAGGCGAGGCCCUUGAACAGCUCAAGAAGUCCCGUUUCUGGGCUGGCAACGAGGCUGAGGGCUUUGAUCUCAGCGUUAUUCUUAUGGACCUGGAGAUGCCGGUCAUGGAUGGAAUCACGUGUACGAAACGUAUCCGUGAAUUGGAGAGGGAAGGCACUUUGACUAGGCACAUACCCAUCAUUGCUGUCACGGCAUACGCGCGGCCAGAGCAGAUCGAGAGCGCGAAAGCCGCCGGUAUCGACGACGUGAUUUCGAAGCCUUUUAGAAUACCGGACUUGCUGCCCAAGGUGAAGGAAUUGGUUACGAUGUACAACGCACCACCUACUACCGAGGCCACGCCCCUGGCUUGAGUAGGAAAACGCCCAUAGAGGCUACGUUCGCAUGAAGCCUGUGCACCGCAUGCGGUCCUGUCCGAAGCGACGGCAAGAGGCCGCUGGAGUUGGAUCAGUGUUUUAUUCAGAUUUCGAAUUGGGUCCUUGCAUUUUUCAUUUUUCUCCUUUUUCCGCCAAGACUCGCUAUCGCACCAGAGAGGUGCGGUAGUACUAGAGAACAGGCCGGGGGCGUUCAAGGAGGGGCAAUUGACCAAAAAGACUUGGGAGAAGGUAUUGGUUUGUUUCAGUGUGCAUAAGACUUGCAUUUGAGAGGAGCAAGGCAUUUGGAAGCACGAGACUUGGAGUAUUGAGGCGGGAACGCAUAUGAUGCGAGGACGAGUCACGGGGCAUAUGGAAUCUAAGUGGGCAACAGAUCCUACUGACGAAUAUCUUCAGCGUAUCUUUUUUAAUAUUCCUGACUCGGAGUAUUGUAAUGCAAAGAUACCCAUAUUACCAUGGUUAAAAAACAUUCUCCACGCG
Colletotrichum scovillei is the source of this 7415-nucleotide messenger RNA. Its product is annotated as hsp90-like protein. Gene Ontology annotation, biological process: phosphorelay signal transduction system; phosphorylation. Gene Ontology annotation, molecular function: phosphorelay sensor kinase activity. NCBI's taxonomy places the organism in Eukaryota, Fungi, Ascomycota, Sordariomycetes, Glomerellales, Glomerellaceae. The coding region runs from base 2325 to 6914 and encodes 1529 amino acids. The record is from RefSeq and is a predicted model, not a curated record. The transcript has 2 exons.